This is a messenger RNA of Phyllotreta striolata, 933 nucleotides long. NCBI's taxonomy places the organism in Eukaryota, Metazoa, Arthropoda, Insecta, Coleoptera, Chrysomelidae. The record is from the annotation of a GenBank genome assembly.
AUGGUCGGAUAUACAAAAAAAUACGAAAAUUUCACCACGUUAGAUUACGCCUUAGCCGGAGGAGGAUCAGGCUUCGUGACUAGAGCCCUUUGCCAACCGCUAGACGUGUUAAAAAUCAGACUACAAUUACAAGUAGAACCCGUAAGUCACCGAUACCCAGCUAAAUACCAAUCCUUAUACCAAACGCUGAGAGUUAUUUUACACGAGGAAGGCAUAAAAGCCCUUUGGAAAGGCCACGUACCCGCCCAAUGGCUCUCUAUCGUCUACGGCAUGGCUCAAUUCAGUACUUACGAAUACCUCGAUCGAAGACUAGUACUCCUAAACGCAAGCACUAAAUAUACCUAUAUGUUCAACUUCUUAUCUGGUACUAUUGCUGGUUGUACAGCCACAGUGGUGUCGUUUCCAUUCGACGUAGCCAGAACUCGACUAGUCGGACAAAGCGAACGAAAGAUGAUAUACAAAGGCACCGUGCAUUCCUGGAGGAGAAUGGUGAAGUCCGAGAGCUAUUCGACGUUAUUCAGGGGCCUUCUGCCUACAUUUAUACAAGUCGGUCCGCACGCCGGCAUCCAAUUCGUUUCAUAUAAACUGUUCAACGAUAUACAACGCUUAAUGUUCAAAUAUAAAGAUACCAGUAUGUCGGCUAGUAUGGUGUCGGGCAGUCUGGCCGGUUUGGUGGCCAAAACGGCCAUUUAUCCGUUCGAUUUGCUGAAGAAACGCAUGCAAGUGCAGGGUUUCGACGAGGGCAGGCGGUUAUUCGGUAAACUGUUCCAUUGUAACGGCUUGCUGGACGCCUUUCGGAAGGUGUACAUCGGCGAAGGCGUUGCGGGAUUCUUUAAGGGCUACUUACCCAGCAUGGUGAAGGCCGUCGUGACAGGAGGAUUGUAUUUUAGUACAUACGAAAUGUGUUGCAAAUUUAUUUGCUACUACAAAUGA